Molecule: messenger RNA, 2588 nt
Organism: Hevea brasiliensis (rubber tree)
Lineage: Eukaryota; Viridiplantae; Streptophyta; Magnoliopsida; Malpighiales; Euphorbiaceae
Product: cyclic nucleotide-gated ion channel 18
Exons: 6
Coding region: 298-2430 (710 amino acids)
Biological process (GO): transmembrane transport; monoatomic ion transport
Cellular component (GO): membrane
Molecular function (GO): monoatomic ion channel activity
Source: RefSeq, a predicted model, not a curated record
UUCAGCCCUACCUACUUCUAUGCAUUACGAAAGGAAUUACUUUCCCGCCUUCCCUAUGUUCUCUCCGAAAUCCACGUCCCAUCUCCCAUUUCGCGCGAAAUUCUCCUCUCAACCAUAACCACUACCACCACCCUCUCCCCCUCCACCCUCCCUCCAUUCUCUCUCUUUCUCUCUCACUCUGCAACGAUUUUUCUCCUGUUUCUUCACCUCCGAAUUAUCACCCUUCCUGCAAAUUGUUUUCUCUCUCUUUCUUCUUGACGCGGAAUCUGAAUUCCGCCCCGGACUCCGCCAUGGAAGAUGAAUAGAUUCAUCCCCAAUCCAAAUUCCAAGUUACGCCACUUCCGGCGUCUCCGUGAACACCUCACCUAUCCGUCGCCCUCCUCAAACAACACAGCAGACGCUCACCCGCUCCACAUCUUAUGGCACUACCAGAUCCUCGAUCCGGACAGCGAUAUUGUCACCUAUUGGAACUACGUCUUCCUUAUUACCUCCAUCAUUGCUCUCUUCAUCGAUCCUUUGUUCUUCUUCCUCCCUUACGUCGAUGCCGACGGCGUCUGCUUGAGCAACGACCAUCACCUCGCCAUAUUGAUCACCUAUUUUAGGUCCAUUGCUGACUUGUUCUUUGUCCUGCACAUGGUCAUGAAGUUCCGUACAGCUUUUGUUGCUCCGAAUUCUAGGGUUUUCGGACGAGGCGAGCUAGUCAUGGACGCUAGGGAAAUUGCUAUGCGUUAUCUCAAGUCCGACUUCCUUAUCGAUCUAGCCGCUGCGCUUCCGCUUCCUCAGAUUGUCAUUUGGAUAGUAAUUCCAGCCACAAGAAAUAACAAUGCUGAUCAUGCCAACAAUGCACUCUCACUUAUGGUUCUUAUUCAAUAUGUUCCCAGAAUUUUUGUUAUCUUUCCUUUGCAUCAACGCAUUGUAAAAACUACUGGCUUUGUUGCCAAGACUGCUUGGGCAGGUGCUGGAUACAAUCUCCUUCUUUACAUGCUUGCUAGUCAUACAUUAGGAGCUUCAUGGUACCUGUUGUCCCUGGGGCGGCAAUUCUACUGCUGGAAGUCAGAGUGUUUGAAGGAGAAUAAGUCAGGAACUAUAGGUUGCAUUGAGCCUUUUCUAGAUUGUAGCAGUUCUGGAACAUUAGAACGUCAAUAUUGGCGGAAUGUCACUCAUGUUAAUGCCAAUUGUGAUCCAAAUGACAGCAAUAUCUUAUUUCAGUUUGGAAUAUUUUCUGGGGCUUUUAGAAAUGAUGUUGCUUCCUCGCCCUUUAUCAAGAAGUACUUAUAUUGUCUGUGGUGGGGCUUAAGAAAUUUAAGCUCAUAUGCACAAACCUUGGAGACAAGUACAUUUCUUGGUGAGAAUGUUUUCUGCAUUGUUACAUGUAUUCUUGGUUUAAUUCUCUCAGCACAGUUGAUUGGCAACAUGCAGACUAAUUUGCAAUCUAUGACGGUGAGAGUUGAAGAGUGGAGGAUUAAGCGAAGAGACACGGAGGAGUGGAUGAGGCAUCGCCAAUUACCUCCAGAUUUGCAGGAACGUGUUCGUCGGUUUGUUCAGUAUAAAUGGCUUGCUACAAGAGGAGUUCAUGAGGAAUCUAUAUUGCGUUCAUUGCCAUUGGACCUUCGACGAGAAAUUCAGCAACAUUUAUGCCUGGCCCUUGUUCGUCGUGUCCCAUUCUUCUCACAAAUGGAUGAGCAGCUACUUGAUGCCAUAUGUGAACGCCUCGCCUCUUCUUUGAGUACUGAGGGCACCUAUAUAUUUCGAGAGGGUGAACCAGUAAACGAGAUGCUGUUUAUAAUUAGAGGACAAUUGGAGAGCUCAACGACUAAUGGAGGAAGAUCUGGAUUCUUCAACUCCAUCACCCUUAGACCUGGUGACUUUUGUGGUGAGGAAUUAUUGACAUGGGCUUUGAUGCCCAAUUCUAGUGUAAACCUGCCUUCUUCAACUCGAACCGUCAGAGCUCUGUCUGAAGUCGAAGCUUUUGCGCUUCAAGCUGAAGACCUUAAAUUUGUUGCACAGCAGUUCAAGAGACUUCAAAGCAAGAAGCUACAGCAUGCCUUUAGGUACUAUUCUCACCAAUGGAGGACAUGGGCUGCUUGCUUGAUACAAUCUGUUUGGAGAAGAUACCAGAAAAGAAAGAUGUCAAAGGAGCUGGCGACACGAGAGAGCCUUGCUUACAUUUCAGUCCCAGGGGAGUAUUACUAUAGCAAUGAGCUAGCAUAUGGAGAUUAUGAGAAUGAAAGUGGUGAGAGUUUAUCAAUUGACAGUGCAAGCAAUGUUCAGCAUCUUGGAGCUACAAUCCUGGCUUCCAAAUUUGCUGCAAAUACUAGAAGAGGGGCUCAUCAGAAAGUUCAGGUUGAUUCUGCUUCUUCUAGCUUAAAGAUGCCACAGUUGUUUAAACCUGAUGAGCCUGAUUUCUCUGUAGAUCGAGAAGAUGUUUAGCGAGUACAACAAGGAAUGGGAAAUUGAAAAGAUGAACUAAUGAGAAAAUAGGUAGGAAACUUUGUAUACUAUUUCUGUAAAUUUAUAAGUCUGGACAAGACUAGCAUUGAUAGUCACAUUCUCAACUGAAUAAAGUAUAAAUUACUUUCGAAGUAUGA